Pundamilia nyererei is the source of this 6446-nucleotide messenger RNA. It is a transcript of the gene srsf3a, whose product is annotated as serine and arginine rich splicing factor 3a. Gene Ontology annotation, molecular function: RNA binding. The transcript is spliced from 8 exons. Lineage: Eukaryota; Metazoa; Chordata; Actinopteri; Cichliformes; Cichlidae. The record is from RefSeq and is a predicted model, not a curated record. Bases 5283 to 5789 code for a protein of 168 amino acids.
CAGACGAGGAUGUGUAAUCACCGAAGUAAAAGCACACCUCACUGCCCGAUAAGACGCGCGGUGAUACGGAUUAGCGCACUGUUUCUGUAGACUUACAAAGAAAAGAGGGGGGUGGGGAGUAGCAUAUUUACUUAUCGGAGACUUUUAUGGCUUAAAGGGCAGUUUACUGUCACUUAUUUCAGGGAUGAACUUAUUUUUUACUGACACAUUUACUUUGGGGAUAAGAGAACCUAAAAUCCAUGGUAAUAAAAGUUUUUUAUGGCCUUGUUUUGUGCUUUUGCGGUUGAGGAUGUUGGCAUUGACAUGCUUUAUGGCUGCUUCUUGUGUCUAUGUUUAUCACAUUUAUUGCAUUAAAAAUUAUAAAAUAUGCCUCGAAUUAAUGUUAUGAGUGAAUCAUUAACGAGAACUUAACCAAAAUUUGUUCAUGUCAGACAGCGAGAGGAAAACUUUCCUUUAUAGAACCGAGAUGCUCAAAGAGCCUCGUCUCUCUAGAUGAUGAAUCCCACCAUUAUACGUGGUAAGGAUACUGUCUGACCACACUGCUGGCAGACAGCAAGCUGCUAUUGAGAGGGAACAUGAUGAUCCUGUUAAUUAUAUAGGUGACAUAACACAAGUGAACCUGACUCUGCAAACGCAACAGGGAUAUUGUCAGCUGGGGUGAGUAAUCUUCUGAGCAUCUGGUUAUCGGAAGAAAGUAGCUUUCACACACAUGUGUUUUAGAACAUGUUAUUCACAUUUAAAGAAAAAAAACAGCACAGAAACAGAAAGAUGUAAAAACACAACCUCACUAUGUGUCACUGCCCACAUGAAACCCUUAAAAUAAUAGUACUGAUUAUCUAAAAUAAAACACCAUGUCAGGACGGUCAACUCCUGCACGGGCAAAGGUUGGUUUGUUUGUUUUACCAAAAUUCGUGAACUGUGGCGUCCUGGUUGCUUUGUCUGUCUUCUUUUCCCCUACACUGCAAUGCUUAACUGGAGGUCAAAAUGAACUAAACAGGCUUGGGCUGAACUGAGAUGCAUGAAUAGAUAUGUAUAGUGACACAUGGCUUGAGAUGUUGUUUUCCUUCCUGAAACAUCAAGAACAUCUUGUUUCUGUUCUGGUGAAAGCACCCAGGCAGGCGAGAAAAAAAAAGAAGAAGAAGACAAAUGAAAAUUAGAUGGUCAAAGGUUACAUCAAUGGUCUGUGGCUGUUUUAUACAUGCAGUUGUAACUUAUUUUUAGAACUUUGUGGCCUUCUUACUGCUACUUACCUAUCACUUUGCAUCGGAAAGUCAUUUAAUCUUUGCUAAAACCAAACAGUAAACAGCAAAUCUGAUAGGUGUCUAACAGAUUUUGCUAAAUACUGUGUAAAGUACAAAAAUCUGACUGGCAGUUGCAAGAAUCCAUCUGUCUGAAUGAGUAUCUUGGUGUAACCAGAAGCACGCGGGUGAGUUCAUUCAGGGAUACGGGCUGCACAGUCAUCAGGAAGUGAAACAGAACAGAAUGUGCUGUACUAAUCUGAUUGAAAAACACUGUGCUGAGUGGAUGCUUGAAAAAAGAGAUGAUUCAUUUAAAUAGCUACAAGGAGAACCCUAUGGUAGCAGGGGAAUACAUACACGGAAAAACAAAGGCAGCUUAAUGCUUCAUUUGGUAAAGCAAAAGGCAAAUGGGAGGGUGAGGUUAAAGAAGCACUUGCUCUCACACAAACAUGCGCUCUGCAGCUACAGGCUGAGCAACAUAAUGCUCUUUGUUUGUGUUCUAGGCAUCCGUGAUACGUACAGGGGAGUAAUCUCCCGAGUGAUCCCUUUUAUCCCUGAACUUUUGUCCCCCCCACCAAAAGCAAGAGUUCUUUACUGUUGUGUCUGCCAAGGGCCCUGAAUAAACGACUGAGAAAUGGGGCAGUGAAUAACAGCAGUCCUAUUUUCAUCAUGUCAACACAAACCUUAAAAGGUUGUGUUUUAUUGUCAGCAUAGUUCAGUUUUGGUGUGUUUUAUGUUAUGUCUGACAUUUAUCACUUUGUAUAACUGAUGAGGAAAGAUUUUAACUUCUUUUUGUUCUUGAGUUAAAAGAAAAACAGGAGCUUAAUGGUUUGUUUUGAGUCUCGGAGAGAAUGAAACUUUUUUGAAAUCAUUUCAAAUCAGCUGAAGACUUUUUUAAAUCAGGGCUUUCACACAGUAUUUGUUCUAAGUAAACUGCCACAGGAAAAUAUAUCAGAUUUAAAUCCCAAAAACAGAAUUCAACUGUAAAGGAGAUUUUAUUUUAUUUUAUUUCAUUUCUUUAUAUAUUAAAAAUCCCAAAUAGGUUUCUGCAUUUCAUUGAGUUUAUAUCAAUGAACAAAGUGAUAGAAACACCUGUCAGUGUAAUAAAACCAGCUGCGACAUUCAAAUGAAUCAUAACACAGAGUCAAAACUUCCCUUAUUUGCUUUAUGAAAGGAUGUUUCAUCGUAGGACUGUGAGGACAGAGUGUACUUUUAAGCUAUACAUACCUAAUAAAAUGGCUGCUGAGUAUAUCUGUUUAUGCACAGGGCAUCCAAUGAUCCAAUGAAAACGCUCUGUGGUCUUUUCUGCAUUUUCUCACGUUCAUUGAACAUUUAUGAUCAGAUUGUUGUCACUGACACAAUGUCAUCAUAAUUUGGAGUCCCACAAACCCCUCUGCUGUACAUGAAGUUAUUGUAAACCAUUUGCCAUCCACUAAAUAGUUUCCCUCCUGACCUCCUUAGAGCCCAGUUCAGUAAAAAAAAAAGUUUAAAGUAGUGAUACCCCCGCUCUACAAACCUGUGGUAAUAAGGGUUAUUAUUCUUAAUUAUUACAUAGGGUGUCGAUUACUAAGAAGUUUAGUACACAGCAAUUUAACCUGUCACGUCAGGCAAUCAUUAACCAAAAGCAUGAGGUUGAAAUGACUAAUUGCUCAAAAACUAAUUUGAAUCCGAUUGGCUUUAACCAGACAUGUUAGACGGUUAAAUCACAACACCGUUAUCACAAACUGUGUCAGAAUGGGAUACAAAUCAGGGUGUUUCGCAACAAGUUUAAAUGAAACAUUAAUGUCUCCAAUAUGUGUCUAAUUAAAGAUUACACAUAUGGUUACACAUAACGUUGGAGAACAAGCAAAACAGAGUUCCCUAUUCAUCCAUCCAUCGUGCAAUAAAUAAAGACUGAGCUGCUAAUUUUUCUCUGACUGUGCCCCUUUGUGACCUGAGGUAAGCCUCAUGGUCAGAGAUGCAUGAAGACUUCUGUUACACAAUUCUUCCCCCUUUUCCACACUUCGUCUUGAAUGCGCCUCUAUACGGGAAGUGUACAUACAUUAUCUACCCACCCACCUGCGCGCUUCUAAGAGGUCACAUGUGUUGAGCAAUAGCCCUGUCUGUUGAUUUACUUGUGUUCCUAUGUAACUACUAAAUGGCAGGCAGCUGUUUUUGCACUGCUUUAUCUUCUUAAGGUCAAACUGAGCAAACUGUGCGAUUCUUGUCACAGAACAUAGAAAACAUCGUAUCUGUACUAUGGCUACAUUUUAUGCGCCACAGCAAAAACAUUUGCAGUGAAUUUUUAUCUAGACAGUGGGCUUCAUGCUUGAGUCUGUGCAUUUUCUUAUCAUAAUAGUGAUUACUGCAGCCAAACGUUAAGACGGUAAUCAAAUUUCUCUUUAAAAAUCUGAGGACAGUCAAAAGGUUAGGGUCAUAGUUAAGGCCGAGGGUUUGUUAGAUGCUUGAAAAAGGGGGGUAAAUAAAGGAAGAAACAAGAAUUGCUACACAUAUUUGAAUUACUUCAAGCAAGUGUUACAUCACUAAAGCAUCAAGAGUUUGAAGGAAACAGUGUAAAAUCCUUUUUUGUUGUAGAGCUACAACACAACUCACAAACACUAAAUUAGAGUGGUGUAGAAGUGUAAUGCAGCAUAAAAUGGAAACACUUCAGUAAAAUACAAGCAUUAUAAUAUUUUUUUCUUGAGUAAAUGCACUAAUAUGUGUUUAAUGUAUAUGUACUCUAUGUAUGUAUAAAAAUGGCCUGUGUUCAUUUAUAGAUAUCACUGCAAUUCCUCUGAUAGCAUUUGUGCUUUUAUUUAAACAUUUUUGACUAAUUAUUUUCAGUUUCAGUUAUUUCCAUUGAACACCUCUAACGUUUUUUUUCCUUUUUUCCAUGAGGUGAUGGGGUUUAAAAUGUCACAAUAAUAAGAACAUCUUGACAUUUUAUUUUUUCAAAGGUUAGCUUGACAUGGCGGAAGAAAGGACGAUAUUUUUUCAGGCAGAAGAGCCUUACGUGUUUACACAGGGGAAAUCUAGUAUUGCAGUAAAUAUCUGAAAAAGAUUACCGGCUACAGGACACAGGAACAAGAACAGAUGUUAAAAAAAUCUUCAGCCUUGUAGCACAGAUAAGGUCUGAAAAGAAAAGCACCAGUAAGAAGACAGAAGCAAGAGUAUGACAUCUGGCCAGUCUCCACAGUUAUAACACUUUUUUUCUUAGAUCAUUUAAAAAAAAAAAAGUGUUAUUGCGGUAUAUAGAGUACAUGGUGUACAUAGUUUAAAUGUAAAGUUAGGCUAUAGUUUUACUAGUUCAACUUGUAUCCCCUUUUUUUACAUGGUUGUACAUUUUACUUGACCUCUAUGAAUAAAUGAAACAAUGCCCUUUACAAAUAAGCUUGCUUUGAGUUUGUUUUUAACAGUGUAGAUAUAAAUUAAAGUGGCUCGGGGCAGGGAUAGGUUUACCUAUAGCCAAAGUAGACUAAAAGGGAUUAUGAAGUUUAACUCAAUGUAAUAGCAGCUUUUAGAACUGAAGAAGGUUCUUGGAUGAGAAGUGAAACGUCUUCACAAAACUUAAAGUCCAGUCGCUCCUUAGACUAAUAGCAGCUUGGUUCACUUUAUUAUACCUUGAUUAUCCUAUGAAGUAACACAUAUAACAGUAAUAUUUAAAUAUAAUGAUGUGAUGAUGGAAGUAAAGGCGCUUUUUAAAAAAUUCAGUCAUGUAAAAUGUUCUAAACUUUCUCUGGUUACAUUUUUCUGUUAUAAAAGUUGGGUGAAGAUCUCACAUGUUUGCUAGUUUAAUGUGUUGUGGCAGACAUUCCACUUUGGUACAGUAGGUGGCAGUAUAGACAUUUAUCGGUGUUUUAAUGGCGUUUUAGACACGCAGAAGAAGAGUGGGCUUUUUCUUUUUUCCCCCUUGCUCUUCCGCUUUACUCGAGGCGCUAAUAACCUAACAGGCUAGGCCUGCUGCUCAAACGAGCGGCGUGAAAUCUUCUGCAAGCGGUUUUUUGUUGAGUUUUAGCUGUAAAAAGGGAUAACAGAGUCUUGGACUUAAACAAGAAUAAAUUUGAAAUGGGAGACCCUGCUUUUCAUCGAGACUGUCCCCUCGACUGCAAGGUUUAUGUCGGGAAUCUGGGAAACAAUGGAAAUAAGACGGAGUUAGAAAGAGCGUUUGGUUACUAUGGUCCUCUAAGAAGUGUUUGGGUUGCCAGGAAUCCCCCAGGUUUUGCUUUUGUAGAGUUUGAAGAUCCCAGAGAUGCCUCAGAUGCUGUGAGAGAAUUGGAUGGCAGAACCAUGUGUGGCUGUCGAGUACGCGUUGAGUUAUCCACUGGAGAAAAGCGCUCCAGGAGCCGUGGCCCUCCUCCAUCCUGGAGCCGAUACCCUCGAGAUGAUUUUAGGCGACGCAGUCCUCCUGUUAGACGCAGAUCGCCAAGGAGACGGAGCCUCAGCCGCAGCCGCAGCAGGUCUGUUUCAAGAGAUAGACGCAGAUAUCGGUCUGCUUCCAGAGAGAAGAACCGUAAGCGCUCAAGAUCCUUCUCACGAUCGAGGAGUCGUUCCCGGUCUAAUGAGAGGAAAUGAAGAUCUUGGAAAGCUCAUCUACCGGCUUAUGCUAUGGUUACAAAAAAGUACAUUUUUAUAGUCUUUUCUUUUUAGAUUUUGUUGGGUAGCUCAUGGCAAUUUAAGGUUGGCCAUGUUUGGGUCUUAAUGGUCUGUUGAAUGAUCAAGAAAGGUGUAAACUGUUUGGGUUUUUUUUUUUUUUUUUUUUUUUUUUUUGUUAAAUUCUGUCUUGCCCUGCAUGCUUUGAAAAUGAGUACUUGGUUUUACUUUUCUUUUUAAAACUGUUUAAAGUCAUCAUUUCAUUUUCUUUCCUUUUUUUGGUUUGGUUAUUUAUUUUACUAUUCUUGCUCGGGUUACUGUGACAUGGUAUAGAGGGAGUGGUGUGUGGUUGGUUUUUUUUUUUGGUUUUUUUUGGUUUUUUUUUCUUCUCAUACCAGUAACAGAAAAGAAGACUCUUAACAAAUGCUGUAAAUAUGGUGCUGUUAUUGUAGUCUAUCCCUAAAACAUGAUCAUCUGUAAUUAAUUUUUUUAAAUGCCUUCCUUUGCGAAAGAAAGCAUUGACUAGAUUCUUUUUUUUUUUUCCUUUUUUUUUCUUUUUUUUUUUUUGAAUGUCUGAGCUCCAACAACAUGUACUGAUACAGUUUAACAUCUUGUUCAAUAAAUGUUUUUCCAAGGUGA